AGUUAGUAUGCAAGCAAAAAUACGACACGACAUGAAAAUCUUGAUUACAUCAACGCUUAAUCAUGCCAGCUGAUGAUCAUCAUUAACUAAUCUAAAACGGAACAAUUUUCCCACUUUUUCACCUCAUUCAAUCCACAUGCCCAUUUCCUGCUCUUUUCUGUUGAUUCAAAUUCGUCAACGAAGAAGCUAAACUAACUCCAAACUCCCACCUUUUCUCUCUCUAUUACUCCAAGAAAGAGACCAACGGUGACCCUUUCUCUCUCCUCGCGAUCACGUAAUGGCGGAAGGAAGGAGGGAAGAAACCUCGAGAACUUGCUACCAAAGUAAAGAGUGGAUUUUUAUGAGGGGUAACGAAACUUGAGGUUUUCUUGACAGCUCAAUUUGGUUGGAUGCUGAUUUAAUUCUUUUCUUUUUCUUCCCCAUUUGGGUUUAGUAACUGCAUCUUUGUUUUCUUCUUCUUGUGAUUAUCUUGGAUUCUUGAAUUUCUUCUACAGCUCAUUUGCCGAUCUGUUUAUACAGCUUUUUAAUGUGGAUUCUUGAAAUUAUUGCUACUGCUCAUUGGUUGAUUUGAGGAGCAAAUUUGAGUUGAUUUUAUGAAUUUGGAUAAGGUCUGAGACAAAGGAAAUAUGGCUAGUCCUAGGAAGAAAGGGAUUCGGUUUAGUAGAUUGUAUUCAUUUUCUUGCUUUAGAUCAUCAUUUAGAGAUGAACAUAGUCAAAUUGGGCUCAAGGGUUACUCAAGGGUGGUGUAUUGUAAUGACCCUGAUAAUCCCGAGCAGAUUCUGCCUCGUUACCCGAUUAACUAUGUCUCGACCACCAAGUACACCGCGCUUAAUUUCAUCCCGAAGUCGUUGUUUGAGCAGUUUAGGAGGGUUGCAAACAUAUAUUUUCUUGUGGUGGCUUGUGUGUCUUAUACUCCCCUGGCGCCCUACUCUGCGUAUAGUGUGCUUCUGCCUUUGCUCUUGGUGAUCGGGGCGACCAUUGGUAAGGAAGCCGUUGAAGAUUGGAGGCGUAAGAAGCAGGACAUAGAGGCCAAUAAUCGGAGGGUUAAAGUCUAUGAUAAAGAUCAUGGAUUCCUGAAGGAGAGAUGGAAGAAUUUAAGAGUCGGUGAUUUGGUAAAAGUUCACAAGGACGAGCAUUUUCCUGCUGAUCUGCUGCUUCUCUCCUCGAGUUAUGAGGAUGGGAUUUGUUAUGUCGAAACUACAAAUUUAGACGGGGAGACUAAUCUAAAGGUGAAGCACGCUUUAGAUGUUACAUGCACCCUGAACGAGGAUAAUUCCUUUGAGCACUUUAAAGCCGUUAUCAAGUGUGAAGACCCGAAUGAGGAUCUUUAUUCUUUUGUCGGAACUCUUUACUAUAACGAUAAGCAGCAUCCCCUCUCCCUGCAACAGCUUCUUUUAAGAGAUUCUAAGUUACGAAACACUGACUAUGUCUAUGGUGUGGCUGUUUUCACUGAUCAUGAUACGAAAGUGAUGAAGAAUUCUAUGGAGCCUCCUUCGAAAAGGAGUAAGAUUGAGAGAAAGAUGGAUAAAAUUGUCUAUGUCCUCUUCAGUCUGUUAGUUUUCGUAUCUCUCGUUGGGUCAUUCUUCUUUGGAAUCAUGACAGAGAACGAUAUAGACGAUGACGGGGAGAUGAGGAGGUGGUAUCUUAGACCAGACCAGACAACUGCAUUUUUCGACCCGAAUAAUGCAUUUAUGGCUGCCUUCCUACAUCUCCUGACCGGGCUUAUGUUGUAUGGGUAUUUGAUACCGAUAUCCCUAUAUGUAUCUAUUGAGAUAGUCAAAGUAUUGCAAGUUAUAUUUAUCAAUCAAGAUAUCAAUAUGUAUCAUGAGGAAACAGAUGGACCGGCUAAUGCAAAGACGUCGAAUUUGAAUGAGGAGCUUGGUCUAGUGGAUACUAUACUCUCUGACAAGACUGGAACACUGACGUGCAACUCAAUGGAGUUCGUCAAGUGUUCGAUUGCUGGAACUGCAUAUGGCCGUGGUUUAACGGAAGUGGAGAGGGCUCUUGCAAAGAGAAGAGGAGAUGCACUUGAUGACUCUGAAGUCACUUCAUCUGCUAGUUUGCAGAGUGACGAUGGCAUGGCACCCGGAGAAUCGGUUAAAGGCUUCAACUUUUACGAUGAACGGGUCAUGAAUGGUCAGUGGGUGAAUGAGCCUCAUGCGGAUAUGAUCCAGAAAUUCUUUCGAGUUCUGGCACUCUGCCAUACAGCCAUUCCUGAGGUCGAUGAGGAAAGAAAGGAAAUCUUGUAUGAAGCUGAGUCGCCUGACGAAGCUGCUUUCGUCAUUGCUGCUCGGGAGCUUGGCUUUGAGAUGUAUGAAAGAACACAGUCUCACAUCUCUUUGCGCGAAUUGGAUCACGAGAGCCACCAAAAAAUUGACAGACCAUACGAGCUUCUCCAUGUGUUGGAGUUUAGCAGUAGUCGGAGAAGGAUGUCCGUGAUUGUAAGAAAUGUCGAAAACCAGUUGCUACUUCUGUCCAAGGGCUCUGACAGUGUAAUGCUCGAAAGGCUCUCGAAAAACUCACAAGAUUUCGAGGCUGUAACGAUGGAGCAUGUCCAAAGAUAUGCUGAAGCAGGGUUACGAACUAUAGUACUUGCAUACCGUGAGCUUAGCAAAGAAGAGUUCAGUUCGUGGGAGAACGAGUUUUUGGAUGCCAAGGCAACUGUUGGUCCCGACAGAGAUGCAUUGAUCGAGGCGGCGGCUGAUAAGAUCGAAAGGGACUUGAUUCUCCUCGGUGCUACAGCUGUAGAGGACAAACUGCAAAAAGGGGUUCCCGAGUGCAUUGAAAGGCUCGAAAAGGCAGGAAUCAAGAUUUGGGUGAUAACAGGUGAUAAGAUGGAGACAGCCAUUAACAUCGGGUUUGCUUGCAGCUUGCUGCGAGAGGACAUGGAGCAAAUUGUGAUUACGUUAGACUCUCCAGAAAUAAUCGAGCUAGAAAGGGAAGGCGACAAGGAGGCCGUUGCAAAGGCUUCGCGUAAAAGCAUAAUGAACCAAAUCAGACAAGGAACAUUGCUACUGAGUUCGUCUGGAGGGCACUUUAGUUUCUUGGCUUUGAUAAUUGAUGGCAAGUCACUGUCGUUCAUUCUGAGCGAUGAUCUGGAGGGUCCGUUUUGGCAACUUGCAGUUAGUUGUGCCUCUGUUAUAUGCUGUCGAUCCACACCUAAACAGAAAGCCCUUAUUACAAGAUUGGUUAAGAAGGGUACGGGCAGGACGACGCUGGCUAUUGGCGACGGGGCAAAUGAUGUUGGCAUGCUUCAAGAAGCUGAUAUUGGGGUCGGAAUCAGCGGUGUGGAAGGAAUGCAGGCUGUGAUGGCGAGUGACUUUGCCAUAGCACAGUUCCGAUUUCUGGAACGCCUUUUGUUGGUUCAUGGCCACUGGUGCUACCGACGAAUCUCUAUGAUGGUGUGCUACUUCUUUUACAAGAACAUUGCGUUCGGGUUCACUCUCUUCUGGUUCGAGGCUUACGCUUCCUUCUCCGGCCAGCCAGCUUAUAACGAUUGGUAUAUGUCGUGCUACAACGUAUUCUUCACCUCGCUCCCCGUGAUCGCACUCGGUGUUUUCGAUCAGGACGUCUCUCCACGACUCUGUCUGAAGAAUCCCGAGUUAUAUCAAGAAGGAAUACAAAACAUCCUCUUCAGUUGGCCGCGGAUUCUAGGAUGGAUACUCAAUGGGAUCAUUUGCUCGGUCGUCGUCUUCUUCUUCACCACCAGUUCCGCCGUGCACCAAGCCUUCCGUGAAGACGGCCGCGUGCUCGACUUCGAAGCGCUCGGGGUCUACAUGUACACGUGCGUCGUGUGGGCCGUCAACUGCCAGAUGGCCCUCUCGAUCAACUACUUCACGUGGAUGCAGCACUUCGUCAUCUGGGGCAGCAUCGCGGUCUGGUACGCCUUCCUGCUCAUCUACGGGGCUUUCCCGCCUCUGUUCUCGACAACGGCCUACCAGGUGUUUGUGGAGGCCUGCGGGCCGAGCCCCAUUUUCUGGCUCGGGACGCUGCUCGCGGUUGUAUCAUGUCUGCUGCCGUACGUCUUGUACAGGACGGUUCAGACAGAGUUCUUUCCUAUGCCUCACGACAUCAUCCAAAAAUGGCAAAGAGAAACCUCGGAUGAUCGAAGGAGUAAAUUAAGGGAGAUAGAUACGUUGUUAUGUAAAUAGUAAAGUAUGACAAUUUGUUGGCAUUCAAAUUGAUGAAGCCCAAUUCACAGUUACAACUGAUUGUAAGUUGUCUUGUAGAGAGCUUUGUUUGUAUACAAGGUAGUUUUUUUCUUGGUCAAA
This is a messenger RNA of Salvia splendens (bonfire salvia), 4271 nucleotides long. Its product is annotated as probable phospholipid-transporting ATPase 8. Bases 627 to 4151 code for a protein of 1174 amino acids. The transcript has 11 exons. Gene Ontology annotation, biological process: phospholipid translocation. NCBI's taxonomy places the organism in Eukaryota, Viridiplantae, Streptophyta, Magnoliopsida, Lamiales, Lamiaceae. Gene Ontology annotation, molecular function: magnesium ion binding; ATP hydrolysis activity; ATPase-coupled intramembrane lipid carrier activity. Gene Ontology annotation, cellular component: plasma membrane. The record is from RefSeq and is a predicted model, not a curated record.